This is a messenger RNA of Trichomycterus rosablanca, 4429 nucleotides long. Its product is annotated as NLR family CARD domain-containing protein 3. The transcript has 8 exons. The record is from RefSeq and is a predicted model, not a curated record. Lineage: Eukaryota; Metazoa; Chordata; Actinopteri; Siluriformes; Trichomycteridae. Gene Ontology annotation, molecular function: protein binding. Bases 99 to 2837 code for a protein of 912 amino acids. Gene Ontology annotation, biological process: regulation of apoptotic process; intracellular signal transduction.
GUAAUGUUUUAACGUCAAACCAGAUGUUUCACUUGAAGAUACAGCUGGAUACUUUCGACUAAAAUCCACGACCGUCAAAAACUGCAACAACAAACCUGAUGGCUUUUGAAACAUGCUGCGCGGAGAUAAACGCACAUCGUGUGGAACUUGUGGAAAAAUGGAGCAAACACUUGAACCCCAUCCUGGACCUUCUCUUUCAAGUUGGAGCUGUUACAGAAGAGGAUCUUAGUUAUAUUAAAGGUGGUGGGCAUUUAGGUGAAAGACACUGUAUGAGGACACUGCUGGAUGUACUUAAUGGCCGAGGAGAAGAGGCAUGCCGAGCUUUUCUGUACAUCCUACCCAAUGUUCUAAACACAACUGGAUCUACAAAACUGAUCUUACAGAACCCUUCAAGGGAGCAUCUCCAGCAACACAAGGACAUCAUAGCUAGACAGCACGCUUUCUUAAAUUAUAUAGGCAACGCAGGACGAACUUCUGGGUUUGCCCAAGGAACAAGGUUCACUGACAUCACAUUUUUAAGGCAAAUAGGAUGCAAAUUGCCACUUAAAUUCCAGCAUGAGUCAUCAAUUGUCGGAGAACCCUUUAGAGCAGGGAGAGUUGAAACAAGAGGUCAGGGAGAGACUUGUUCUUUUAAAGAUGUCUAUCAGAGCAUGGUUUCUGUCUCUAUGAAUGGUGUUGUUCUUUUAUCUGGGGUUGCUGGUAGUGGCAAAACCACAGUGGUUAAACGUUUAGUCCAGGAAUGGGCUCUAGAUGAGACAGCACAAAAAAUUAUUUUGUCUUUGUCUUUUCGUGAACUCAACCUAAUAACUGAGGCCCAGAGUCUACAAAGCCUGGUGUCUGAUCAUUACAGUCAUUUGAAACCUAUUCUGCCAGAAUUAUUGACUUCUAACCAAGAACAGGUUCUUCUAAUUCUGGAUGGGCUUGAUGAGUUCUGUCACCCUUUGGACUUUGGGCGUACACCUAAAUGUUCAGACCCUGAGCGAGAGCUUAUGGUUGACGCUCUGGUGGUAAAUCUGAUAAAGAGGAACCUCUUGCCUGGUAUUGCUGUUUUCCUGACUUCUCGGCCGCAUGCUGUGGCUAAAGUACCACAUCUGCUAGUCAACCAGUUCUACAGUGUCUCAGGGUUUUCACCUUCUCAACAGCAACAGUACUUUGAGCAAAGUUGUAGCUCCAAGCAAGCUGCUGAUGUUGUGUGGAGCUUUGUGUCAUCACACAGACCCCUUCAACUAAUGUGUCACAUCCCUGCCUUUUGCUGGAUUGUCUCUACUGCCUUGCAAAAUGACACUUCCCACCUCUUUUUUAAAACUGCAUCUCUAGAUGCUGAGUCACAGAAAAGUCCAAAUGGCUUCACUGAAGAAGUGAAAGCAGAUCAACAAAUUUCAACAAGAAACAAUGCAGUGAUAACCAACAGAUCUGCUGUUUGCUCCAAGCCUGUCACAAUUACUGAGAUUUACUGCUGCUUUCUUAAAUCAUUAGUUCUCUUUCAUGUAGGUGGGUGUGUGGAGGGCAUGCAUCUCAACAGGCUUCAGGAUGCACCUCGUGUCUUAAAGGAGACCAAAGCCCACCUUAGAUGUCUUGGAGCUUUGGCCUUCAAAGGCCUGCUGGAACGACGAUUUGUCUUUGACUCCUCUGACCUCGCCUCGUUUUCUUUGGACUGCAAUGAGCUUGUGCGGGCCUUCCUAGUGGAAAUCUUUAAAGAGGACAGAGCUUCUCUGACAUAUGAGAAGAAUUUUCACUUUAUCCAUACCAGUGUGCAAGAGUUCUUAGCAGCACUGUAUUAUGUUCUAGAGUCAUUCUUAGGUUUAGACCCGUUCCUGCAGCUUAAUCCAAGUGUGGGCCUGCUUCCUCCAGCUGUGCUCAAGCACUUGAGAUUUGUUGCCAGUAAGUUGCAGGGACGAAAACGAAUGUUGCGCAGACAUAUUAAAAAGGCUUUCCAUUGGGGAGAACAGCAACAGUCUGGACACCUGGAUCUUUUUUGCAGGUUUGUGUCUGGCUUAUUAGUCCCCAAGACCCGUGUAAUCUUAAACAGCCUUUUUCAUGAUGAGCCAAGGUCUCAUUUGGCCUUGUGCAUGCCCCUGCCUGCCGUGACUGCUUCAUUCCUCUUGCAGCUUCUUCGCUCACAGCUCAAAAGUUCCAGCCUUAGUCCUGAGAGGCAGCUAAACGUGUGCCACUGCCUUUAUGAGGCGCAGGACCCGGGGCUGCCGCAGCGGUUGCAGGCCUGGCUAAAGAUCCUUUCCCUGAAGGACUCAGAUCAAUGUGUCUUAGCGAACAAAGACUGGAAUGAACUAGCUUUCCUUCUACAAUUGAGUCCAGACCUGCAGGAACUUAAAUUGGAUGCACAAGGGCUUGAUGCACAAGGACUUCGCAGACUUCUCCCUGUUCUUCCCCUUUUCUCCACCCUAAGUCUUGCACUGAAUCCUCUUGGUCCAGAGGGAGCUGAAGUGUUAUCUCAUGCUUUGCGUAGCCCAGACUGUCAAAUUAAGAAACUGUGGGUUGUAUCGACAGGUCUGGGUUGUGAAGGAGUCAGAAUCCUGUCUGAAGGACUUAAAGACAACCACACAGUGUUUGACCUCAGAAUGGCAAUCAAUCAGAUUGGUGAUAGUGGAGCUGCCUGUCUUGCUGAAUUGUUGAAGACUAAUUGUACUCUUAAAGAUAUCAGGCUUCGAGACAAUUUUGUGACAGACAGAGGAGCAGAACUUUUAAUGGCAGCCCUGAUGGAGAACACCACUUUAGAGUUCCUCUGGUUAUUUGACAACAAAUUAUCUAAACAGUGUGUUCAGCAGCUGAAAGACUUUUCGAAAAGAAGACCCAACCUUGACAUUAAAGUCUGUUACUGACCCAACAAUUAGCAAGUAAAUAGAAUAGUAGGUAUUAAUACAUUAUUACAGGCUAUGGUCAAAAGGCCUGUAACCCUGAAAUACACUAAAUUAACAUUUUUUUAAGGGCACCUCUCUCUUCUGGAAAUUCUUAAACUCUGAUGAACCAGAGCUGAACUGUUUCCUAUCCCAGCAUAUGCUGGUCAAUGAUCAUUAGAGUUUACAGAUAAGGUGCCGCUAAGAAUAAUAUGUCUUUAAAGGAUUUUGAAACAGCAUGGGAGUCAGAUGGAAAGUCAGAAAGGUAUCUGCUGAAUACUGUGAUAACUAAACUGCUAUGUAAAAUGGCUAGUGGAGGCCACCUUUUUUCAUGUCCAAAUAGGGAAAAUGCUUGAUAGUAGAAUACAAUAACUGCACUUUUUGGGUGCCAAUGCAGGAAAGCACUGUGAAGCUCAUCUUUCUUGAGUUUUUAAAGUUUGUGGCUUGAAAUGUAUGUACAAAGUACAGAGUAUUCUUUAUGACACUAGUGUCCGAUCUCUACGGACUAUCCAGCAUUUCAGACCAGUAUUAGCCUUGGCAGUAUAGAAGUAUGCAUGUAAAAUAAUUUAACAAAAGAAAAUGAUGAGAAGCUGAAAAGAUAAUUUUAUUCUAUUAUUCCACGACCAGUGACCCACAAAGGACUAACUAACAGGUUGUUGGGUGGCCAAGACGUUGAAGCCAGACAACAACAAAUGCUAUCACAUCUGGUAUGGACCAACAGAACAGUUACUGCGGCUCAAUUUCCAAAUAGAACUGGUCUUGUGGAGACCCUCCUGAGAAUUGUCCUGUGUGUCACCAGGUCUGUCACAGUGUCCAUGCUAAUCCUUGUCUAUCAUUGAAAGCACUUACAAUAGGCACGAAAGCCUCAAAACUGGACAUUCCAGCAAUUAAAUAAAUAUAACAAUCAGGCUGUCUCUUCAGCUUCAGCAUUAAUACAGCAGAGUAGCUGUGCUGUUGGUUUCAGGCAUACAUUUGUAGGUCAAAGUUCAACAAAUUGUGACUAUGCUUGACAUUUUUACUUUUUUUAGACUGGAGGUUGCAGUUACAAAAUAAUUCCUGGUUUGCUUGUUUGAGGUGGUGUUAUGUUCGUAGACUGGAAGAAAACAUUCAUGAUAUUACUAAACAAUAAAACAGAAAGGAAUGUCUAUUUUAAGGAACAGAAUUAUCAAAAAAGUUCAAAUCAUGUCAUAACAUUUUAAACAUAUUUAUUCUGUUAUUGACUAAAAAGAACCGCAAGUCGUAGCCUAGCGGUUAAGGUACUGGACUAGCAAUCAAAAGGUUGCUGGAUCAAGCCCCACCACUGCCAGGUUGCUGCUGUUAGGCCCUUGAGCAAGGCCCUUAACCCUCAAUUGCUCAGACUGUAUACUGUAAUUGUAAUGUAAGUCGCUUUGGAUAUAAAAAUUUUCUGUGAAAAUAAAAUGUUUACACUCAUCUUUUGCAGCUCCCUACUUGGUGUAUAUAGUAACGUGACUAUAAAAUAUGUGACCUCCCUACAAUUUCAGAAGCACAUAGUUCUAUAGAAUGUCUUUGUAUGCUAUAGAAACAAUCAUUUCCUUUAUUAAAAAUUUAUUAAAAUG